AAUGGCAGAGGCAGCUAGUGACAACACGCAACCUCUUAAGUAUUCUAUCCAUAAAUUCUCAACUUAUUCUUCCAACUAUGUCCCAGAAAAUAUCCUCGAAGACAAGCCAAAUGACCAGGCAUCUCGGUGGUCAUCUGAUUCUAACAACCCUCCACAGUUCCUUAUCUUGAAGCUAGAACAACCUGCUGUUCUCAAGACCAUAACCUUCGGCAAGUAUGAAAAAACUCACGUAUGCAAUAUUAAGAAAUUCCGUGUAUAUGGUGGACUCUCAGAUGACAACAUGAUACUCUUACUGGAAAGUGGUUUGAAGAAUGAUACAGUUCCUGAGACAUUCCUAUUAAAACACACAGUCUCAGGUCACCAGUUUCCCGUCCGAUUUGUAAAGAUUGUUCCACUCCAGUCAUGGGGAUCUACAUUCAACUUUAGUAUUUGGCAUGUGGGCCUCCGUGGUUGUGAUGACUGGACGGUGGUGCAGAAGUGUAUCAACUGGUAUACAACAUAUCGGGAACGAGAAGCUAUUCGACUCUGCCUGAAGCAUUUCCGUCAACACAACUACACCGAGGCGUUUGAGUCUCUUGAGAAACGAACGCGGGUCACGUUAGAAGAUCCUCGGUUAACACAACUACAUAAACUACUUGUGGAUGAGGGAGACUUUGAUGCCUGUGAAGAACUUAUUGGUCAAGCUGCUCAGGAGGGACUGUUCCAACAAUAUAUCAGCCAGCAGGAAUACAAGCCACAGUGGACACCUAUCAUUCCUUGUCCCGGAGGGGCUGCCAGUAGUCGUCAGCGGCCAGGAAUGAGAGGCGGACAUCAGAUGUGCAUCGACACCAACACUCAGACAAUUUACCUGUUUGGUGGAUGGGAUGGUAUGCAGGACCUGAGUGACCUAUGGUCUUACCAUAUACCAUCCCAGGAGUGGACAUGUAUCACCAGAGAUACUCAAGCUGAGGGUGGUCCAAGUGCUCGUUCCUGUCACAAGAUGUGCUUGGAUCCUGAGCGUCGGCAAAUCUUUACUCUAGGCCGUUACUUGGAUUCCGUGUUACGUGUCCCAGAGAACUUGAAAAGUGACUUCUAUAUGUAUGACAUCGAGAACAACAAGUGGACUCAAGUAACUGAAGACACCGCUUCACUGGGAGGUCCACGGCUCAUCUUUGAUCACCAGAUGGUCAUGGAUGUUGAGAAGCGGAUUAUAUAUGUCUUCGGGGGACGUGUCCUCACCCCCUCAAGAUGGGAGGGGUGCGUUGGGGGGCUGGGAUUGGAUGAGCUCCGCAGCAGUCCCUACACUCCAAGUGAAGCUAUUUUCUCCGGUCUGUACGCAUACCAUGUAUCUACAAAUACCUGGACCAAGUUGAGAGAAGAUUGUUCUGGUAACUCUUCUGGUCCUCAGGACAUCAAGUCUCGCAUAGGUCAUUCUAUGCUGUUUCAUAGUGGAAGUCGUCAGCUGUUCAUCUUGGCUGGGCAACGAAAUAAGGAAUACUUGACGGAUUUUUUUAUGUAUAAUAUAGACACGGAUACAGUUAGUUUCAUAAGUGAUGGAACACGCAAGGACUCGUCAUCUGUACCUGCUGCUGGAUUUACUCAGAAAGCUACCAUAGAUCCCCAUCUUAAUGAGAUUCACGUGUUAUCGGGCCUUAGUAAGGACAAGGAUAAACGAGAUGAAAAUGUUCGCAACUCAUUCUGGGUUUAUGAUAUAUCUCAAAAUAAAUGGUCAUGUAUAUACCGCAAUGAACAAACUGGAGAGUCAUAUUGGAGUAAAAUGCAACAUGUGGAGCCUUGCCCUCGAUUUGCCCACCAGCUUGUCUAUGAUGAUACGAAAAAGGUUCACUACUUAUUUGGCGGCAACCCGGGAAAAGCCUCUCUUCCAAAAAUGCGUCUGGAUGACUUUUGGUCGCUAAGGCUCUGUCGACCCUCAACACAGCAACUCCUACAUACUUGUGUCCUACUUAUCCGGAAACAUAGGUUUAGUGAAUUAGCUCGGGACAAUUCAGUAUUAGCGCUGAAGUAUCUUCAAACCAAACUCCACAGUGCUGUUGACCAUACCGACCCACAACAAGUUCUGGAAUUCCAGGCCCUAGCCACAACACUCUUUCAGCCUCAUGAAGACUUGGCCCUCAGUCACACACAUUCUUUGUCAGAAGAUGAAGACAGUAGUUCAAGCCCAUGUAGCACUGAUUUGGGAUGGCAGCACAGUACUCGUUCACAGCUGUUUGACCAGCUGACGCAGUUCUUCCCAGAACACAUGACACAGCCUAGAGGAAACUUGGUUUGGAUGGAUUGAUUUAAAAUUAGUUGGGCCUCAUCAUUACUGCAGUACAUAAUUUUAAGUCACGGGAACUAAGGUCAAGGUUACUUUAGCUAACUGACUAAGGGAUCCUUUGGGAUUUUUUCUUCCACCUUUAAAUUUCUUGCAUUUUGAAGAUAAAAAUCCACUGAUGAUAUGUCUCUAUUUUUCUAAAUCUCCAAAUUUCCAUCACUGUUACAGAUAAAGUAAUAUAAAUCACCAUUCUGUUGGAACCAAGAAACUGGUCAUAAACCUCAUAGGUGAAAGUGUUGAAAAGAUUUGUAAAUUGUGCAAUGAGAUGAAAGCUGAUCAUUAAGUCUAUGUAUUGCUCUGUUUAGUUAACUAAGUACUAUAAUUUUGUAUACCUGGAAUGCUUAGAUUUGGAAUUUUGGGAGAGUAUUUUUUUAAUGCAGUAGGUUUAUUGUGAACCACACAAAUUUUAUCAAAUAAGUGAAAGGUAUAUCAUAUGUAAUAAUAUUUGUCAAAAUCCAAGAUUUUGGUGUAUGAUAAUCCAGUUACUGUACUGGUACAUACAGUUCCUGGGGUAAAUACGUACACACGUCCUGUACACGACAGACUCGGGACAAACGUGCAGUUCCUCUCUCUCUCUCUCUGAAACUGUAAAGUUGAAUCAGGUUAUUACAUAUUUUUAUUCAUUUCACUCUUACAAAUAAUUCCAAAUAAUCCACAAUUUUCUAAUAAACCCCUGUGGGCUCCAUAAUAUGGUUCCACGUGUGCCACGAACUACAGGUUAGGGACGACUGCCCUGACUCGUGUGAAAAGUGUUUGUUCAAAAUUCUGGUACUUUAUCAGAUGGCUUUCCUCCCAUGUUAUAAUUAUGAAAGUAGGGUCAUGUUUUAAGGAGUUUAAAAAAUGUGGUUCUCUGCAGUUAAAUACUGAACUGUACUUUUCUCACUGUGGAUCUGAAGUUACCAAAUAUCAUGCUUUUGUUAGGUUUAUGACUAGUUAGCAGACUUCCUUACUAGAAGCAUCAGCUAUGUAAUAUUUUAAAUUAAGCCUUUAAUAGAUAAAAAAAAGCAAAUUGGAUACUGUAGUUAUUACUCUCAAAGCUAAAACUGGAUUUAUUUGGAUUUUGUACAAAGAGUGGCAUUCUAAUCAGAAUUUUCACAUGAUUAUUGAUCAUUAUGUUAAUGAAUAACAUGAUAAAUAAUUAAUAACUGUCCGAGAUAAAUGGUGGACUUUUGUCAUGUAGCAUAUAAGAAGAGCAGGCAACUCUUCCUUAUUUUCUGUGACCCAGUCCUUGAUAUAAGGCAUUUAACCUCACACAUUUAAUUUUACCACCAAAUGAAGUAAGAUGUAAAAUUAAUUACACUUUUGGAAUGGAACUCAGUAUGGUUUUACAAUUUUGGUAAAUGGUAAGUGAAGUGAAUGCUUUUUCUAACAUAAUGAAUGUGUACAUGCAUGUGGUGUAGUAGAGCACUGAACACCAGGUACUGUGUGAAUGCGUGAUGUACAGGUACGUAAUUUGUGUAUGCAGCAAGUGACAUAAUUUAAUUCAUCUCCUAUUUAAUUACAUUCAAAUCCUGAGCAUACCUGUCAGAAAGUGUUCAUUAUCACAUUUGUGGUUGUUUCCAAGAAAAUAAGCAUCAUUACAUCUGUCAUACCUCUGUCCAAAACAUGAAGCUGAUGCAAAUGAUUAUUGAUAAUCCAGAUGCAAAUAGAGUAGUAGUUGCUUUAUGUAUCCUUAUUAUCACCUUGUAAUAUACUGUAAAUCACAAACAAUACUCUCCAUUAUAUAAAGUUAUUUAAAGUAUGAUAUUUUGGAGGGCAACUGGUUGUUAUACAGUACAAAUAUCUCUUGUAAGUUAUUGAUGCAUUUGAAAACACCUUUGAAUCUUUCAAAGUUGUUAACGUGAACAUAAUUUCAUCAUGGAAAACUCUAUAUCUGUUUAUUAUUGGCCAAAUUUGAACAUAUUUUUGCCUCAAACCUAUUUUUUCAUAAUUUUUUUAUUAAAAAUGCUGCAUACAGUAAUUCUCUUAUGCAUUUCUUAAUAAUUUAUUGCAAAAAGUAAUAACAUAAGCAAAUCAUAGAAAAUUAAGUACUGUACUGCAUAUAGUACUCACUAAAACAAGAUGUCAUUUGAAUGCAUAAGGGAGGUAACGUCUGUUCCGGUUCGGAUGUUUAGAGUGCGCACCAUGUUUUUUUUGUUUGAUGGUGUGGUCAGGAGAGAGAGAGGUUUUCUGGUUCAUCUUCAGAUGAAGAUUUUAGUUCUUUCCAGAUACAUGCAAAACUAGUAGAAGGCUGGAGUUCAUUAAUGACUUGUUUGAGUGGUCAUGAUGGUGCACUUCUAGGAAGGAAAUACAGUACGUUAUGUUCUUGUGCUGUCCUUCUUCUCAGUACUUGGCUGAUCUUUAUAUCCCAAUAAGUUUAAGAAAACACAUGUAAGUGACCAGUAAGCCCAACCAUUUAUUGCCAUAUGAGAAAUUCAAAUGAGCACUUGCCAGUUUAUGAGGUUUUUCGAUAACUUAAGAAAAAUGGGAUAAAGUAAAAUGUUGCUAAAAUAUGAAUCGCUAAUUAAUGGGGGAUACCUGUACUGUAUCAUUUUUCAUAUAGUAAUCUGUAUGCUCUCUUAGCUCAUGUCCUAGUACUGUAUUGUGUAGUUGUGUUAUUUUAAUAAAAAUACUUUGACUUUGUUAAUCCAGGAAGGAAUAAAGGAAAGUUCAUUAGUUGUUAUUAUUUACUGUACUAAAGUUCUGUACUGAAUUUAAUGAAGUGUAAACCUUGUUUUAAGUUAAUUUGCAGUGAUUUGACAAAUAGUUUAAACUUUAGACCCACAAGGACAGUGCUUUUUGAAACUUAAACCCCCUCAUAAUGCUAUGCUUGCUGUUUUAGAAGUCACAUUACCAUAUUUUUGUCUUGGCCUUGUGCAAGCUUUUCACAGAAGUUUUAGAAUUUUUAUACGAUCUUCAUGAGCUAACCCUCAUUUUGAUUUACAUGCAAACUUGUCCAAAGCUGUACAUAUUUUGUAAAUAAAAUAGAUUACUGAA
Messenger RNA from Homarus americanus (American lobster), 5290 nucleotides. It is a transcript of the gene muskelin, whose product is annotated as muskelin-like. Gene Ontology annotation, cellular component: cytoplasm. The transcript is spliced from 17 exons. Gene Ontology annotation, molecular function: protein binding. The coding region runs from base 2 to 2278 and encodes 758 amino acids. Lineage: Eukaryota; Metazoa; Arthropoda; Malacostraca; Decapoda; Nephropidae. The record is from RefSeq and is a predicted model, not a curated record.